AAAGCUGGCGUUUCGACCACAGCAGCGGAUAAUUGGCUUGAAAACAGUUAAAUUCAUGUAAAUUGUACUGUGUAUGAUUAAGGACUCGCCGCUGCCUGUGUGUUCUGGAGAACUACAAGUGAAUGAAAGUGAAUUAAUUGAAGCAAAUUAAGCAGUCAACGAAAAAAGCUGCAACUCAAAAGGAAACUGCCAAAUAAAAGACUGACACAUUUUAGGGAGCAUACCAAAAAGCUCAGACCAACAAUUGAGCAAUACAAAAAGGCAAACAGGACCAACUGAAAGUAUUUGAAGUUGAACCUUGCUGAGAUGUUUUAAGAGGUGGCACGUUCGUCUCUGCGUCAACAAACCUGAAACUGUUGCGAUAAGCCCAAAAGGAAACGCAUUUAUUCGGCAAAAUGUUUUUGCCAGUGAAAUCCAAUCAGAGAGCGAGAUUGACUGUAGCAUUCUCACAUGUACUUUUUAGGUCCACAGAGGCCAGUGGGAACAACGAGGAUGUCACCACAACCAGCAACAAUUCAACACAAACACCCAGCGAUUUGAGCCCACCAGGACCCAAUGAGGAGGUGUUGCCCCAGGCACAUCAUCAGAAUCCUGGCCAUUGCAUUGCCUCCUUUGCGGCCAUUAAUCAGAUGCGAACGAAUGCACAGCUCUGUGAUGUCCGCCUAGAAGUGGGCGUUGAGACAAUCCAUGCGCACAAGGUGGUUCUGGCCUCUGUGUCGCCGUAUUUUUAUGCCAUGUUCAACGAUGACAUGUUGGAACGCACACAGGGAUUGGUGAGACUGCACGAUGUGGAUUACACUGCGCUUCGUCAGCUCAUCGAUUACACGUAUACGGGCGAGAUAACCAUUACAGAACAGAAUGUUCAGGUACUCCUGCCCGCGUCCGGACUGCUUCAAAUGCACUCUGUUCGCGAUGCGUGCUGCAAAUUCCUGUUGCGGCAACUCCAUCCCUCAAACUGUCUAGGCAUACGCAGUUUUGCAGACGCGCACUCAUGUAAGGAGCUGCACACGCGUUCCCACAAGUACGCGCUGCAAAAUUUCCAACAGGUCGUCGGGACCGAGGAAUUUCUGCUGUUGCCCUUUGAUGAGGUCAAGGAUUUGAUAUCUAAUAGUCAGUUGAACAUAAGCUCCGAGGAGAAGGUCUUUGUUGCGGUGCUGAAUUGGGUAAAGCAUAAUCUGGCCACGCGCCAGAUACAUAUUGCCGAGCUCAUGUCGCACGUACGCCUUCCCCUUGUUAGCCGCGAUUUUCUUAUGACCUGUGUGGAGUCGGAGACGCUGAUUCGUGAAGAUUCAAGUUGCAAGGAACUGCUACUGGAGGCCAUGAAGUACCAUCUACUGCCGGAGCAGCGCAGCUUGAUGAGCAGCCAACGCACUCAGGAGCGUCGACCGGAGGGCAUGAAGCCCUAUAUCUUUGCUGUCGGUGGUGGCAGCCUCUUUGCCAUUCAUAAUGAGUGCGAGGUGUACAACCCCCGAACCAAUGCCUGGACACCGGUGGCGCCAAUGUUGUGGCGACGCUCACGGUCCGGCGUUACGGCACUGCACAAGCAGCUGUAUGUGGUGGGUGGCUACGAUGGCGUCAGCGAUCUCUCCACCGCUGAAUUCUAUAACCCAUUGACCAAUAAGUGGACCAAUAUAACGCCCAUGGGCACGAAACGUUCUUGCUUGGGCAUUUGCUCAUACGACGGCUUGAUCUAUGUAUGCGGUGGCUACGAUGGUGCCUCCUGCCUGAGCAGCAUGGAGCGCUACGAUCCCCUGACGGGCAUCUGGAGCUCCUGCCCGGCCAUGAGCACGCGUCGACGCUACUGCCGACUGGCCGUACUGGAGAAUUGCAUCUACUCCCUGGGUGGUUUCGACUCCACCAACUAUCAGUCGAGUGUGGAGCGCUUCGAUCCGCGUGUGGGCCGCUGGUGUCCCGUGCCCAGCAUGACCGCACGUCGCAGCAGCUGUGGCGUAGCCUCAACCGAUGGUCACCUCUACUGCAUUGGCGGCAACGAUGGCACUAUGUGUAUGUCCAGUGGCGAACGUUUCAGUCUGCGCAGGAACAGUUGGGAGCCCAUCGCAGCAAUGCACUCUCGCAGGUCCACGCAUGAGGUUGUCGAAGUGGAUGGCACGCUUUUCGCCUUGGGCGGCAACGAUGGCUCGUCCUCGCUCAAUUCUGUAGAGCGUUACGAUACACGCCUGAAUAAGUGGACCGUGGUCAAUGCCAUGGUUGCGCGCCGCAGUUCCGUCGGAGCUGCUGUACUCGAAUGUUUUCAUCUGGAGCGCGGAUUGGUACAGACGACGAAUUUAUGACCUUUAGCUACCAUCAGCGAAUCCUUCGCCGCUGCUGCAGCGAACGACAGCCAAGCGGGGGCCAGCACUAAUGGCGCCACCAGCACCCAGAACAGCAGCAGCAACAACAGCUUGGUGGUGCCUGGACGGGCUGAGGCAGCUGCUUUCACAGCCAACAUAGCGCUGAGCUCAUCGGCGCCUUCUGCCAGCUCCACAUUGCGCCGCCAUAGACGUGAUUUGGCCGGACUUGCCGAGGGCCGACGCGCCAAUAGCAAUGCCAGCAGCGGAAGUGGUAGCGGUAGUGAGAGUAGCAGCGCUGGCGGAGGCGGAAGCAAACCACCGGCCACCGCCUGAUCUCUAUCGAGACAUUUUUGAAUUUAAAAACUAAGCUAAUCCGCACCCCACGCCUAUUCAAGGAAUUGCAUUAAUUGUUUGUUCGUUCGAUGGAUAGUUACAUACAUACAUAUAUGGAGAAAAAUACAUACAUACAAGUAUAAGCUAUAGUUUAUAGCUGCACCUUAACCGAUAACAGGCGUUUUGCAGGCGCUCGUUUGCUCAAGAAUUAUAGAAAUCAGACAAACACAUUAACAUUGCUGGACAUUCUUUUAACCUCAACGAAGCCUCAAGUUUGUGAAUUCGAAUCAAUUAAGAAGCCUAUGAAGCCUUAAGGCUUCUAACUUUUUACCAUAAUUACGUUUGCACUACGCUCGAAAUUCUUCGAGAAAUGCAUAAACUCACAGAGACAUGUUUCUAGUCAAGACCUCAUGAACUUCAAUCAUUCCAGAAGCGCAAGAGUGGCCCACUAAGCCUGCAAACAAGAUAGCAACCUAAUCUGCCUACAAUUUACAUACAUAUAAAUAUAUAUACAAAUAUACAAUAUACACUCUUAUGUACUAUUCUUAUGUAUUUUAUACAUACAAUUAUAAUAAGUAAAUGUUUCGUAUUUGAAA
Messenger RNA from Scaptodrosophila lebanonensis, 3220 nucleotides. Its product is annotated as kelch-like protein 17. Gene Ontology annotation, molecular function: protein binding. Lineage: Eukaryota; Metazoa; Arthropoda; Insecta; Diptera; Drosophilidae. The record is from RefSeq and is a predicted model, not a curated record. The transcript has 8 exons. Bases 396 to 2291 code for a protein of 631 amino acids.